Messenger RNA from Galeopterus variegatus (Sunda flying lemur), 1002 nucleotides. RefSeq names its product ficolin-1-like. The record is from RefSeq and is a predicted model, not a curated record. The transcript is spliced from 10 exons. Lineage: Eukaryota; Metazoa; Chordata; Mammalia; Dermoptera; Cynocephalidae. The coding region runs from base 1 to 1002 and encodes 333 amino acids.
AUGGGGUGGCCUGCCCUGUGGACCCUCCUGCCCCUCCUCUGCUCCUCCCAGACCCUGGGCCAGGAGGGAGGCACCUGUCCAGAUAUGAAGAUCGUGGGUCUGGAGGCCCAGGACAAAGUGGCCGUCAUCCAAAGUUGCCCUGGCUUUCCUGGCCCACCGGGGCCCAAAGGUGAGCCCGGAAUCCCCGCCGGGAGAGGGGAGCGAGGCCCUCAGGGCAGCCCGGGGAAGAUGGGGCCGGCUGGGAGCAAAGGAGAGCCAGGAGCUAGAGGCCCCCCUGGGGUCAGAGGGGAGAAAGGCGCCCCGGGGGCUGCAGCCUCACUGGGGGCAAAGGAGCUGGGAGAUGCACUGUGCCAGAGAGGACCCCGGAGCUGCAAGGACGUGCUGGCCCGGGGCGGCUUCCUGACUGGCUGGUACACCACCCACCUCCCCGACGGCCGGCAGCUUACCGUGCUCUGUGACAUGCAGGUGGACGGCGGGGGCUGGACCGUUUUCCAGCGACGUGUGGAUGGCUCUGUGGAUUUCUUCCGGAACUGGGAAUCCUAUAAGAGAGGCUUUGGCAACCUUGGGACCGAGUUCUGGUUGGGCAAUGAUUACCUGCACCUGCUCACAGCUGGAGGGAAUCAGGAGCUCCGGGUCGACCUGCAGGAUUUUGAAGGUGAAGACUCUUAUGCCAAGUACAGCUCAUUCCAAGUGUCUGGAGAACAGGAGAAAUUCAAGCUGUCCCUGGGGCAGUUUCUUGGGGGCACUGCAGGAGACUCCUUGGGGAGCCACAAGAACAUGUCGUUCACAACCCACGACCAGGACAAUGACAAGCAUAGCCUGACUAACCGUGCAUCUGUGUUCAAGGGGGCCUGGUGGUACUCUGAUUGCCACCAGUCCAACCUCAACGGGCGCUACCUGCCCGGCACCCACUCGAGCUAUGCUGACGGCAUCAACUGGAAGUCUGGCCGGGGCCACAAUUACUCCUACAAGGUCACUGAGAUGAAGAUCCGGCCAGCCUAG